AUGAAAACAUAUGACUUCUUCUUUGGACUAAAUUUGGGUGAAUGGUUGUUUUCCCACACUGACAACUUGUCCAAAACAUUACAGAGUACCAAGAUGUGCGCUGCAAGUGGACAACGGCUUGCCAAUCUUACAAAGGAAGUUCUACAAAAGAUACGGAGUGACGAAAGCUUCAUAUUAUACUACGAAGCAAUUUUAAUAAAAAGCAAAAACAUUCCAUCAAUUUCAGAGCCAACAUUACCAAGGAAAAGACGUGCACCUGCUAGGUUUGAGAUUGGGACUGGGAUGCCAUCAUACCCCACGACAUCUCAAGAUUAUUACAGGCAAAUAUAUUUUGAAUGCAUUGACUUCAUGAUAAAUGCUAUUGAACAGCGGUUUAACCAGCCAAGUUUUAGCGUAUACGAACAGAUGGAAUCUUUCUUGCUCAAAGUUCUAAACGAUCAAGACUACUCCACAGAGUUGCAGUUUCUUGAGGACAACUACAGUGGUGAUUUAGACAUUGGGGCAUUGAAAUCCCAACUUGAAAUUUUUAAAUUGCUCUUAAAGGAUGCUGAUUGUGUUUGUUUUUACGACAUGUUAGUAAAAAUCAGAGAGUUGCCUGAACCAGAAAAGAAGAUGAUAAGUCAUAUUAUUACCAUCUGUAAGCUUAUCCAGGUUAACCCAGCAACAAGCGCGAGUGCCGAAAGAUCGUUUUCCGCCGCUCGAAGGCUAAAAACAUGGCUUCGUUCGACCAUGUCCCAAGAACGGUUGAACAACCUGACGGUGAUAAACGAGCAUAAGGAGAGAACAGACGGACUUUGCCUCGUUGAUAUUGCGAAUGAGUUUUGCGAACGAAACGAAAACAGGAAACGAAAUUUUGGUCGCUUCGUCGAGUCGGACUGUUAUCAACAUUCAAACAUAUGCGCUAUUUGCCAAAAAGAAGCCUUAGGUUAAAUAUGAAGAUUUUGGGGGGUUUUUGAAACAAGCGUAAACGAUAAUUUUUUUAUUCAAGAACAACGUUUCGAAGCCAUCAUAGCCUCAUUUUCAACUUCAUGCAAAUUAAUAAUUUUACAGUUUCGUUCAAUUAAAUGAUGUUUACAAAUAAUUGCAUAUUACGCAAGCUAAUUAGUUUGAAAUAACUCGCUCAAAGGCGCCAAAAUUACAAUACCUGACACGAAUAAACUAACACAUUCACAAAAUAGAAUAUAACAUUGCUGAGUAAUACUAAACAGCUCAGCACGUAUCGAGUCCGACUGCUUGUUCAAUGAUGGUAUAAUGUCUCUGAUAAAGAGCAUUUCAAACAACAAACCCUCAAACUUCCCUCGACACUUCUUCAAAACCGUGAAAGAACUUUCGAUUGUCGCCGCUUCUUCCCCAUAGCUCUCCUUCAUGUGUUGUUCAAUCACCGACCCCUUGUGUUCGUCAAGUGUCGGCAUGUAUGGCGACAUAUAACCUGCGUCACACAGAUCACAUUUGAAUUUAUAAACAACAAAUCAAUUUAUAAACAACAAAUUUUAUCGCUUACGUUUGUUUCAAAAUCAAUAUCAAAAAGUUUGUUUAUAAAGAUUUUUAUUUUUGUUGUGUUAAGUUUUUUAAGGAGGGCUUAAAAUUGUUAAGAUACUCUUAGUUUAUAAAGUAGCCCAGUAAAAGGAUUGCUUAGAAGUUUGUAAAAGGUCUAAAUUUUGUUACUUUUUAUGACGAUGGUCUUGGAGAUUUUUUGCUAAAGUUCCUCCAAAAAUGCAGGAAAUAGCGUUUAAGGUAAUAGAAAAUUGAACAUUUUCCUUGGGGGUUUUAUUGAUGAUUUAGCCCCCCCACUCUCUAAUACGCUCCGCGGGCCCUGCUCGGAAGUUACGCCAGCCAAGAUUCUCGCAAAAGGCAGAGCUUUUGAACUCAGUGAAUCGCAGGUAACCGGCAUUGAAAACGCACUUGACUCAACACACAUUUCUGACGAAGUAGUUGAAGCUGUCCAUCCUACAACGAAACAUAACAACCAUCGUGAUAAACAACAUACAUCGUUUCACCGCCAAGACUUUUACACCUCAUCAGAGUGUCGGAAUUGUGGGGGGCCCUGGCCCCAUAACAACAAUAUUUGUCCCGCGAAAGGAAAAUCUUGUCUGAACUGUGGAAAAUCAAACCAUUUUGCGAAAGUCUGUCGUAGUGCUCGCAAGGCUCGCGUCGGUCAACAAGAGAAUCGAAGGCCUUCAAAAAAAUACCACAAAAACAAAGUUCACAAGAUUUAUGGCAAACCCUCCAGCAGUGAAAGCAGUAGCGAGGAUGAAUUUAUUUUUACUCUGAAACCGACAGGUAGAGACAAAACAACUCCACAGGUUCAAAUCUCGGUCAACACCACCCCUAUCAACAUGGUUAUCGACACUGGUGCUUCCAUCGACAUCAUCGAUGAACUUGCUUUCAACACCUUGCAAAAACAGUGACCCAUAGCCCUUCAACGUUCCAAAACACGUAUUUUUGCAUAUGGAGCUACAAACCAGCUACCUGUUAUGGGACAAUUUCGUGCAACUCUAGAAUGUUUGACUGGUGCAACAACCACGCAAGUUCAUGUUAUCAAAGGAAAUUUUGGUUGUUUGCUAAGCUAUCAAACAGCAUCUGCUUUGGGUCUAAUCAUGCUGAAUGUUAACAAUGUGAAACCGGAACAUGCCACCCAUGAACAACUGAUGAAAGAGUAUGCCCAUCUGUUCAACGGAAUUGGCACUAUUAAAAAUUUUGAAGUUAAAUUGCACAUUGAUGAUACUGUCCCUCCAGUAGCACAAACCCCUCGUCGUAUUCCUUUCCACAUGCGGCAAAAGGUCUCAGAUGCGCUCGACACGUUAGAAAGUGAUGGAGUUAUUGAAAAAGUAUCAGAUGCCUGCAUUCUCUACAGAACUUCGGAGGUCUUCACGAGAAUGCUCAUAGGCUUUGCAAAAGAGUAG
Molecule: messenger RNA, 2903 nt
Organism: Paramuricea clavata
Lineage: Eukaryota; Metazoa; Cnidaria; Anthozoa; Malacalcyonacea; Plexauridae
Source: the annotation of a GenBank genome assembly